GCCCUGCUAGCAUUAUUGUCAUCGAAAGCCAUGACAUCGAAGUCGUCAUAAACCGCGCAUAUUUCUCCACCAGUACAAUGGGUCGCGUUAUGACACUAGACGCCACUUACAGUAUCGUGGUUCGCCUCUUGAACAGCUAUUUCACUGAAGAACCGAUCGCACCAAAGGGAAGCGUAGGGUUAUUCUAUCUGGAUUCAGAACAUUUAAGCGAUGUCAUCAUUACCAAUACAACGUUUUCAAACAUUCAGACCAAUGGGGUGGGGAGUUGCAUGUCCCUUAAGAGCGGAGGUGCAAACGUACUAGUAGUUAAUUCAACGUUCAGAAACAACCACGCGCGAUGCGCGGGCAUCUUUUGGAUGCCCGUUGAAGAGUCGUUGGUUCUUGUCUUUCAGGGUUGCUAUUUUGAGUCCAACGGAGCGGAUGAACCUGGAGGGUUGGCCAGUUGUAAAGGCAAGUCUGUGAACAUCACAAUGCUGGACUCAAAGAUCAAUGGCAGCAAUGUUCAAGGACCGGGAGGGGUCUUUGACGCGGGAUUCAAUGUUUGUGACAGCCAAGGCGAAAUAUGGCGCGCGAAUGUGGCAUUUAAAAACACUGUAAUUGAGCAUUGUUCUUGCACUGGUUCAGGUGGUGUUGCAGCAAUAGAUUCAAUCGAUGGUCACAUUACUGUACAAGAUAGCUUUUUUGGAAAUAUUAGUGCUCAAGGACCAGGUGCUGUGCUAUGGGCGGGUAACACUAAAACAUCCAGCGCCAGCUUACACAUUAAAAUUUCUAAUACUGUUUUCAAAAACAGUACUACACAGGCUCCUGGUGGUUUAAUAAGUGGUGGCAGGGUAAGAAAAUUAUUUUUGGACAAAGUCGCAAUAGAUUCAGCAAGUGCGUACAUAGGACCAGGCGGUGUACUAGACAUCGAGGGUGAAAAUGAUAUGGAAGUAAAUAUCACUAACAGCACUUUUAAGAACUGUAAAGCCGCUGCACCAGGAGGAAUAUUGUACCUGACGGCAGAUAAACCGCUAACAAUGGCGAUCUCGGAUUCUGUUUUCGAGUCUAGUGUUGCUCCGGGUCCAGGGGGUUGUAUGUACUUAAUGUUAGGACAGGCCUAUGCCACGUUUAACAACGUAACGUUUAGAAACUGUCAAAGUUUAUCAACUCCAGGCGGAGCUGUGUAUAUUAUUGCAAGGACUUCUAGUGAGAUAGUAUUUCAUUCCAGUGUUUUUCUCGAUAAUACUGCACGGGCGAGUGUUGGAGGAGCAUUGUGUAUAGACCUUCCACAAGAUAUUAUCAGUGAUCCGGGCUGUAUUAAGCACUCAAUUAUCGACGACCCUUCCACACCUCACAGAUCAUGGAACUAUAGCGGCGAAGUCCAAAUCAUUGACACAUCUUUUGUCAAUAACACGGCUCAAAGCGGAGGAGCAUUGGCGUUUUCAAGAGGGCAGCACGUAAUGCAAAGCUGUACAUUUCGGGAUAACUUUGCAAACCUGCGAGGUGGACAUAUCCUCUCGUCGUCAGACUCAACUAGCUUACUAAUAUAUGACUCGAAAUUCACGCAGACACGAAAAACACAAGUUCUAAACGAUGAUGAUAAGCAUAUGUGUGUGUCUUUCAGUAUAGCAUCUUUCAUCGAUACCGACAGUCGAGGUCCUUUGAUAUUGAAAAACUCCUCAUUAGAGUCCAAGUCGUUAGGAGACGUCAAGCCGUUGGUCAUGGUGUCCCAAGGAGGGUAUGUCAGUUUUGACAACAACACAUCCUUGAUAUGUCCACGAGGGAGUGACUUGGAAUUCUUGAACUUUACUAACACAGUCAACACUGAAUUUGAGUCUAAUUCGUGUAAGAUUAUCUUAAGUGUGUUUCAGUUUAAUUGCAAGGCAUGUCCUGUUGCUUCGUACAGCCUUCAGCAUGGACGAAGUGCUGGCUUGGAAAAGAUCGAUAGUUUCAAGUGCUUGUCUUGUCCAUUUGGAGCUGAAUGUCUACUGAGCAUUAAAGCAAAAGCAAACUAUUGGGGAUACCAAGUACCACGCCAAAACCCACCCGCUCUUACCUUCACUAACUGUCCCGCGGGAUACUGUGAACAUCCCGAGCAAAGGGACUCUCUUAAGUACAACAGUUGUCGUGGCAACAGAAGUGGAAUAUUAUGUGGUCGGUGUAAGGAAGACUACACUGAAACUCUUCUGUCACCAUCUUGUCGACGCAACAAUGAAUGUGAUGACACGUGGUUAUGGGGUGUGGCAGUUGUGAUGCUGUUGCUCAUGGCAGUGUACUUGGUUCACAAGCCUCGUUUUAGUGUCUUCAUCAGAAGGCAGAUCUUUUGGUUUCGAAAAGACAAUAACGAUGAAGAAGUUCCUCCAGAACAUGGGGAUGUCAAGGUGAAGAGUCAUGACAAGGGAUACUUAAAAAUAGUCUUUUAUUUUUACCAGGUGGCCAACCUUCUCUUGAUUUCCACGUCGUAUAACACCAUCAUAGAGUCGCACCUUCUUCAGCCUGUUGUCGGGUUCUUCAACUUCCAGUUCAGGUUUUCAUCCAGUGGCUUCUUGUGUCCCUUCCGUGGUCUCACAGUCGUCACCAAAGAACUCUUCAUGGCUUCACAAGUAUUUGGUUUGUUCAUCAUGAUCUUGUUCUGCUACUUCUGCCAUGUCUUGGUUCGCAAGUGCAAGUCCCUACCUUCACCAAAUCUCGGGCCUUACUUAGGUGCUGUGCUGGAGACCAUGUUGCUAGGCUACGCCGUGUUUGCUAACACAGCCCUUAAACUGUUACAGUGCACGACCAUCGGUGAAGAAUCACGGCUGUUUAUUUCUGGUCAAGUGUUGUGCUAUCAGUGGUGGCAGUACUUGUUGAUGGUAUUUGUUGGUGUAGUGAUUGUGCAUUUUGUACUUAUCCUUGGGCUUGGUUCGUAUUGGCUGAGAAAGGGAAGCAUAUCGGUAAAGGGGUUUUUAUUGGGCUGUACGCUUCCACUUCCCUACCUAGUGUUCAGACUUGCCCGCCAUCUCUUCUUCCGACAGCGUCAGCCCAGUGAAGAAUCUGCUGAAUGGAAGGCGUGCAUCGAGGAUGUUCUUUUUGGUGCAUUUAGGCUUCGGGAAGGAGACUCCUACGGUGCUUUAUACUGGGAAAGCGUUUUGACGGGCAGACGUUUGAUCAUCAUUAUCAUCUACGUGUCCUUUUCCGACCCUCUGUGCAAACAGCUCCUAUUAACGUUCGUCUGUGUCGCCAUCUUGAUCCAUCACUUAACCGUGCUUCCAUUCCGUAACGCGAAAGCCAAUAAUGUAGAAAUGGCUUCUCUGUUAGGCCUGAUAGUCAUUGCUAUAAUCAACAUGUUCAAAGCAAGUUUUUUGACCACUUAUGGCCAGGAUCCCCAAGGCCCUCUACUGCGGUGUGCACAAAUCUUAGACUCGAUUCAAAUGAUUAUAUUAAGUGUGGUACCAGUGAUUUGUAUCUUGUUGGUCAUAGCGUCUGUGGUUUCCCAACUUGUUCGUCUUUGCACAGUGAUGGGUCUUUUUGUUUGUGUAGGCUGCUGUAAGCGUUACUUCGCCCAGGAGAGCAGACCCUUGCUCGAGCCUACUGACUUCAAUGAAUCCACUGUAGUGCAAACUUAAUGCUGGAGUAAGAGAAAAUGAACUAAGAAAAGGAAUCCUCGCACCCAAUCAUGAGAACUCUUUGAUGCCAUUUUUAGAAUCAUUGAUUCUUUUUUUUAGAAUCUUUCAUUAGAACGUUCAGAGAUCCCUUCUCCUGGUUCAUUUUCUCUUGGCUGGAGCGUAUGCUUUCAUGUGAUAAAAGAUUUAUCAGUGAGUGACCUUUGAUGUAGUAAUACAUCAAAAUAUGUGCCCUAGAAUAAGGAAUUUCAUAAUUUAGAACUUACCAAAUAUCUUGU
This is a messenger RNA of Actinia tenebrosa (Australian red waratah sea anemone), 3859 nucleotides long. RefSeq lists its product as uncharacterized. NCBI's taxonomy places the organism in Eukaryota, Metazoa, Cnidaria, Anthozoa, Actiniaria, Actiniidae. The record is from RefSeq and is a predicted model, not a curated record.